AUGUUUUUUCUAAUUUACAUUCUAAUAUUUAUUACACAAGAAGUUUUAACAAUUUCCAUUAAAAGUAAUUUUGAUAAUGGCGCAUAUAAAGUAUAUCGAAUAAUACCACAAAAUAUUAUUCAAAUGGAUGUUCUCAAAUGGUUACGCAAUAAUGCAGUUGAAUAUGAGUUGGAUAUUUGGAAGGAAACAAGUGGUUUGGGUAAUUUUAUGGAUAUUAUGGUACCACCAAAUAUGAUUGCUAUCAUUGAAGAAUUAUUUCGCAAAGAAGGAAUCGAAUAUAUUAUCACAAUUCCAGAUGUUAGGAAUUUGAUCGAGCGGAAUGAGAUAUAUCCAAGAGGCGCAAAUAAUAUCACAAGGACAGCAAAGCAGCAUGACACAUUAUUAGAAUCAUUUUUUGCUCGUUUAAAAGAUGACCCAAUUUUGGAUGAGAAAGCUGAUGAAUCGGAAGAAUCAUUAAGAAAAGUAAGUAAAUUAAAUGUUAAAUAUCCGUUUGGUGAUUAUGGCUCAUACAAUGAUAUGUUAAAAUAUAUGCGUACCAUCGAAUUUUACUACCCACAUAUAACAAAACUUGUACGAAUUGGUAAAACACAUGAAGGUGCACCAAUUGAAGGAUUAAAGAUUGGCUAUCCAAUACGUGAUAUCAAUAAACGAGCAUUUUGGAUUGAUGCUAAUAUUCAUGCAAGAGAAUGGGCAUCAAGUCAUACUGCACUUUAUUUUAUUAAUCAGUUAGUCUCAGGAUUUGAAAAAGAUCCGGUUAUAACACGGUAUAUAAGAUCUAUCAAUAUUUACAUUUUUCCGUGUUUGAAUCCGGAUGGCUAUGAAUAUACACGAUCAAAACCAAAUCCACAGGUUCGAUUGUGGCGCAAAAAUCGUUCACCUCAAAAAUGUAUUCGUUCACCAUGGGGUGGUCGUCGAUGUUGUGCCGGCGUCGAUUUAAAUCGUAAUUUCGAUUUUCACUGGGCUGAAGUUGGCUCAAGUGAAAAUCCUUGUUCAUACUUAUAUCAAGGUGAAAGCGCAUUUAGCGAACCAGAAACAAGAGCUGUAAGAGAUUUCUUAUUAUCACCUGAAAUGCAAGGUAAAUUAGAUGGAUUUAUAACACUUCAUACGUAUGCUCAACUAUGGAUACAUCCAUACAGUCAUAAAGAGGAAUCAUUUCCUGACAAUUAUGCACAAUUGAAACGUACGGCAAAACGUGCAGUUAGUCGAUUGAAGAAAGUUUAUGGAACACAGUAUAGAAUUGGUACUGGUGCUGAUAUUUUAGCACCGGCAUCUGGUGGUUCAGAUGAUUGGGCUAAAAAUGCACUUGGAGUAAAAUUUGUUUAUUUAAUAGAGCUUCGACCUCAACUCGAAUUAUUAAAUGGAUUUAUUUUAAAUAAGGAUGAGCUAAUUCCAACAGCUGUUGAAACUUGGGAAGGUGUCCGAACAGUUAUAGAUGAUGCAAUUCGUGCUAAUGAUUUAUUAAAUUUAAAAUCAAUAGCUAGUGAAUCUCUUUCUGCAUUAGGCCAAUUUAUGAAACAUAAAUUACCGAUCAAUAGAAGAGAUAAAAUUCGACAAACUAAUGGAAUUUCACGGAUAUUAGCUGGUAUAAAAAUUACACCUGAACUUCCAGCACUUAAGGUACGUUCAAGAUCGCUCGGUUCAACUGUUUAUUUUCAUAAUGAUACAAUUGGAUUGAUACAAUCAAAUAUCACAAAUCAAACUGAUCAUAUCAUCACCAAAUCUAUCAGUAAUCGAAAUGAUUCAUUAAUAGCAAAUAUGCAUUUAUCGUAUAUUACUGUCAAUCGUUGUAUGAUUACUGUCAAUCGUUGUAUGAUUACUGUCAAUCGUUGUAUGCUUACUGUCAGUCGUUAUAUGCUUACUGUCAGUCGUUGUAUGAUUACUGUCAGUCGUUGUAUGAUUACUGUCAAUCGUUGUAUGAUUACUGUCAAUCGUUGUAUGCUUACUGUCAAUCGUUGUAUUAUUACUGUCAGUCGUUGUAUGGUUACUGUCAAUCGUUGUAUGCUUACUGUCAAUCGUUGUAUGAUUACUGUCACUCGUUGUAUGCUUACUGUCAAUCGUUGUAUUACUACGAUUAAUUGUUCCAUUAUUACUAUUAUCGCUAUUAAUCGUAUUGUUACAAUGUAUAACUUUUGA
Molecule: messenger RNA, 2133 nt
Organism: Brugia pahangi
Lineage: Eukaryota; Metazoa; Nematoda; Chromadorea; Rhabditida; Onchocercidae
Source: the annotation of a GenBank genome assembly